Striga hermonthica is the source of this 1326-nucleotide messenger RNA. The record is from the annotation of a GenBank genome assembly. Lineage: Eukaryota; Viridiplantae; Streptophyta; Magnoliopsida; Lamiales; Orobanchaceae.
AUGUCAGCUAACCAGUACAGACCAGCUCGGUUGGCCACCGGCGGAACCAUUUCAUGGCCGUGGCGGCGCAAAUUAUCAAACCGGAAGCGGACAAUCGCCGCCGCUGCCGCCGCCGCCGGAAUAUCCCUUUUCCUUCUCAUUUUCUCACCAAUAUCGGUCUCGCGUAGAGCUGCGAAUGCGAACGCUGAUGCGAAUUCCGUCGUUGACUCGGAGUGGAUACCGUUCACGCCUUUAUCCAAGGCGAAGGAAAAUUCCGCGUUUUGUUUAGAUGGGAGUGUGCCUGGCUAUCAUGUGAGGAGGGGAUUUGGAUCUGGCUCUGAUAACUGGCUUCUUCACGUUGAGGGCGGAGGCUGGUGCAGUACAUUAUCAUCUUGUUAUGCUCGGGAGAGAACGAAAUUGGGUUCGUCAACCUACAUGGAACAUCAAGUCCAGUUUUUAGGAAUUUUGAGCCAUGACCCUCUUCAGAAUCCUGAUUUUUUCAACUGGAACAAGGUGAAAAUCCGUUAUUGUGAUGGAUCCUCAUUUUCUAGUCACCCUGAGUCUGAGUAUAAAAAUGGAACAAAGAUUUUCUUCAGAGGACAGCUUACCUGGGACACACUUAUGGAAGAGCUCCUGUCCAUUGGAAUGUCUAAAGCUCAAGAGGCCCUUCUUACAGGAUGCUCUGCUGGUGGUUUGGCCACUCUCAUACACUGUGAUAGUUUUCGGGAUCUUCUGCCAAAAGAUGCAAAUGUCAAGUGUCUUGCUGAUGCAGGUUUUUUUCUUAAUGAGCAAGAUAUUGCUGGAAAUCGUACCAUAGAAUCCUUUUAUCAUGAUGUUGUGCAUCUCCAGAGUGUUGCUAAAAGUUUGAAUCAUGAUUGUGUUGCCAGAUCCGAACCUUCGAAGUGUUUCUUCCCUCAAGAAUUUAUUAGAAAUAUAAAGACUCCUCUCUUCCUAGUUCAACCAGCAUAUGAUUUUUGGCAGAUAGCAAAUAUUUUGGUGCCUCAUUCAUCAGAUCCCAAUGGCAGCUGGCUCAGGUGCAAACUGAAUAUUUUUAAUUGUGAUCCCAAACAGCUAGAAGUUCUCCACGGUUACAGAAAAUCAUUGCUCAAGACAAUCAAUGAAAUUCGGCAAACACUAAAAGUGGGUGUAUUUAUCAAUUCCUGUUUCGCCCAUUGCCAGACGUGGGCAGCCGAGACGUGGCAUUCUCCCACUUCUCCCAGAAUCAACAACAGAACAGUUGCAGAAACAGUCGGCUAUUGGUACUUCAAUCGAGGAGCAGCCGAGCUAGUCGAUUGCCCUUUCCCCUGUAAUCCCACUUGCUACCAUAGAGAUCUCACUAUUGGGUGA